ACAAACCAAAUAAGCAGUGAAGAGUGUGAAGCAGUGUCUUAUCUGGUUGUUCCCUUCCUUACCUUUCGAGCUCGAUAGCCAUGGAGGUUGUUUCUCAGCCUCUGUGCACCAUUCUAUUCGCCACGCGCAAACGCUCUCUUCUCAUUCCAAAACAAAUCCCCAAUCCUUCUAAGCACUUCCCCUUCUUAUCUUUUCGCGCCACCAUUCUCUCCUCUUCGCGUGUUUCUCUACCGUCUCUUCUGUUCGCGGCGCCGGAGAACCAGUUGAGUGUCGGUGAAGGAGAGAACACCGAUGCCAGUGAAUGGGCUCUGCAAGAUUUUUACUCCCUGAGGAGGGAUGUUGAAAUUAUGUUGCAACGUGUUGAAGAGAUUAGAGAGUCUUCUGGUCUACAACUAUUGGAGCAAGAACUUGCCAAUUUGGAGGAGCAAGCAGCAGAUAUCUCUUUCUGGGACAAUCGGGCCAAAGCUCAAAACAUUCUUUCGACCUUGGCUGAUGUCAAAGAGAAGAUAAAAUUACUCAAUGAUUUUAAAACCCAGGUUAGAUUUACUUAUAUUGAUUCUCAACAAUUAUUUUAGGAAGGACCAGCAUGUCCUUUCUAAAAGUCCUGGCUGAAUGGGGAACCCCAAGGUUUAGUGGGA
Molecule: messenger RNA, 638 nt
Organism: Vigna umbellata (rice bean)
Lineage: Eukaryota; Viridiplantae; Streptophyta; Magnoliopsida; Fabales; Fabaceae
Source: RefSeq, a predicted model, not a curated record